Messenger RNA from Gaeumannomyces tritici R3-111a-1, 1208 nucleotides. Its product is annotated as 40S ribosomal protein S5. Gene Ontology annotation, cellular component: ribosome; cytosolic small ribosomal subunit. Gene Ontology annotation, molecular function: mRNA binding; structural constituent of ribosome; rRNA binding. Gene Ontology annotation, biological process: ribosomal small subunit assembly; translation. Lineage: Eukaryota; Fungi; Ascomycota; Sordariomycetes; Magnaporthales; Magnaporthaceae. The transcript is spliced from 3 exons. Bases 137 to 781 code for a protein of 214 amino acids. The record is from RefSeq and is a predicted model, not a curated record.
CGACCUCUUGCGUGCGAAAGCAGUUCCCGCCUUUGCAGCCCUCUGGAAAUUCGAACCUCGAACCUCAAACCGCGACAACUCCCGCAACCACCAGCCUUUUUUCCCCGUCACCACGGUCAGCACAUCCGCCGAAACCAUGUCUGACAACGGAGAGAUCGAGGUCGAGGCCGUCUCGGGCUACCAGGCCCUCCCCAAGGAUGUUGUCGCCGAGAUUGGCAGCAUCAAGCUCUUCAACAAGUGGAGCUACGAGGAUGUUGAGAUCCGCGAUAUCUCCCUGACAGACUACAUCCAGAUCCGCUCACCCGUCUACAUCCCCCACUCCGCUGGUCGCUAUGCCGUCAAGCGCUUCCGCAAGGCCAACUGCCCCAUCAUUGAGCGCCUUACCAACUCUUUGAUGAUGCACGGCCGAAACAACGGCAAGAAGCUGAUGGCUGUCCGCAUCGUUGCGCACGCCUUCGAGAUCAUCCACCUGAUGACCGACCAGAACCCCAUCCAGAUCGCCGUUGACGCCAUUGUCAACUGCGGCCCCCGCGAAGACAGCACCCGUAUCGGCUCGGCCGGUACCGUCCGUCGCCAGGCCGUCGAUGUGUCGCCGCUGCGCCGCGUCAACCAGGCCAUUGCCCUGCUCACCACGGGCGCCCGCGAGGCGUCGUUCCGCAACGUCAAGUCGAUCGCCGAGUGCCUGGCUGAGGAGCUGAUCAACGCGGCCAAGGGCAGCAGCAACUCGUACGCGAUCAAGAAGAAGGACGAGUUGGAGCGUGUGGCGAAGAGCAACCGGUAAAGGCGCUGGGAGGAUUACUAUUUGGACGUGGGUACCUGUUUGGGGACACAAGCGGCGCAGAUGGGAUCGGGGCUGCUUGCAUGCAUGCUGUCAAUGGGAAGUUCUUUCUCUGGGUUCUCUUUCUCACGGAAAGUUGCAUUUGCGCGUUCGGGAUUUGGCAAAGGCGGGUGCGAAUUUUUCACGCUGGCAUUCUUUGUCAACUAGGGCUCUAAAAAAAAAAGCUCUGCUCAUUGGAGGGCAAAUCACGAAGGAUCUUUGACCAAAAGUCAUGUUCAUUUUUUUUUUCUAGCUGGGUUCCUCUGUUUUGGUGAUGUGGGUGUUGCUAUCAUAGGAGAACUCCAUGUGCCAACAAGACGUCAUUGAUAAAGACAGUCGUCAGUCCCUUUGGAGUGAAGUAUGGCUCGGUGGCUGUGCUGAAAAGGUCGAG